AUGAGUAGUGAUGAAACAGCAAUUUCAAUUAUAACAAGUGAACAUUUACAAGAUUAUAUAAUUGUUGAUCAGAUCAAUAAAACAACAACGGUUAUUCAUCAUAAAUCUUUGUCACCAGUAUUAGAUCCAAUCAUUUGGUUAUUAACAAAACCAACAAUAAAUAUCCACAUUAAAUUAAACAAACUGAAAAAUGUAACAGUAAGAAAUGUUGGUGUAUUUGCUGGUGCUAUCAACUGUACCACGACUCGUGAUGAUGACUGUGAACAGUUCUAUUUCUCUGCAUAUUCUGUGAAUAAUAUAACAUUAAAACUGUUUGAUUUCAAACGAUUUGAUGCUUAUUUAUACCAUACAGGUGCCACAAAAUUUUAUGGUCGAAUUGAUGGACAAGCAACCAUCAAAUAUAACACAACUAUUGGUUUUACUGAUAUGUAUGGAUUUUAUAGCAGAAAAACAGAAUUGAUUGAGGAAGAUUCCAAUGACAACUAUUAUGAAAAAUUAAACAUGGCAGAUGAUAGAAACAAAUGGUGGUGA
This is a messenger RNA of Didymodactylos carnosus, 531 nucleotides long. NCBI's taxonomy places the organism in Eukaryota, Metazoa, Rotifera, Eurotatoria, Philodinida, Philodinidae. The record is from the annotation of a GenBank genome assembly.